AUGCCGCAAAAACGAAUCAACUUGGCAGGAAAGUGGACCCUUGGUUGCUUGUGUCCGCCCAUGGGGAAAUGCUGCAUGGGUCUUCAAAGGACGGCUGGAGCUGUGGCAGAUACCCCUUUGUGUCAAGUGCAAUUCGCGGGCAACAACCAGCGGGUCUUUGCGUAUCAGAUUUUGACUGUUGCCGCAGAAGCCCUAUGCGAAUACCCCGACGCUCGGGUGCGAAGCUUGAAAGAUCUGGAGGAAGUGCAACAGCUGCGGCUGAUCAUAGGUGGCCCAGCCAAAAGUGGUGACAGCGACCCGGACAGCGUGGGGCUCAUUGACUGGCAGCUUGCCAUUUAUAGCGGCGCUGGUGGCGCCGAUGCUGCACUGAACUUCAUCCACUAUAUCUUGGACUACAAGGUCAGGAAAGGCUAUGUUACCAAUAUACCUGAGCUGGCUGCACGCAUGAUGUUUCCGCAAGCAGCAGCUGCAUUGCCAGCCCCCUGGCAAGAAUUGACGGACAGAAGCAUCGUUAUGCCCAAGCCAUUUGCGGCUUUGCCACCCAAAGGACGUCGUCAUGUCGUUGCGCAAUUGGAUCCAAAGGAAAUGGAUCAAAGAGUGGAAGGAAGUGAUGGCACAGGAUCUGCCACCUAUCAACUCACCUUCUUUGGGGGUAUCUUUCACUUCAAAGAGCGCUUUGAAAACCUUCGUGUGCCCGGUACAUUGUUGCCUACCAGCAACCCCGACAAGCGCGAUUACGUCCGCUAUGUGGAAAUCAGUUUGGCAAAUUCAGCUUCAGAACAGCGUGUGCUAGCAGUGCUCAAUUCUGUACUCAUGGGGCUGCCGGUCUACUUUGUCAACGGUGUUGCAAGCGAUGAUCCCAUGGCAUUGUGGCUAUUGCAGCAGCCAUCGGUCAUGGAAGGUGAAACACAGAGCGCAGCUGCCCCUACCACAGCCGAAGAACUGAGCCGAUUGGCCACUGCUGACCGGAUCCUUUGGAUAGUACACCGCUACCUGAAGCGGCACCAAGCACGCUUGUCCACCAAGUUCAAAUAUGACUUCCUUGGACAAGACGUUGUAGAAAACGUGUUGCCGGACCCGCAUGCAUUUCGAUCCAAGAGGUCAUGGGAAGCCGCUAUGCACUAUGCCCGUAUCGCGCUACGAGAGAUGGCUGUCGGCUUUGACAGUGCCAGUAGCCUUGAGGCUGACCAUGAAGGGCGCAGCCUCGGCUCAACAACGCAAUAUUGCUUUUGGCUUUGCAGCGCUGCAAACAUGGCAAGUGGCUUCAAAGAAGAAUUGCGGCAGGAAGAGCACUGGCAUCAACUGGUCAUCGAGGCACUCGCAAAACACGCCGCGUGGCCCGCGCUGUUGGCGGAUACAAUGAAAAAGAGCGGUCAGUCACGCCACGGCCUCCUUUUUUGUGCGGUUGACGCCGGUGAUUGUGCCUCAGUGCGCCUGCGGAUCCCAGUGGCCACCCAGCCGCUCAUUGCCCCCCUCUGUGCCGCGGCCCGCCGUUCUGACAACAGCAAGCAUUGUGAGAAAGCGCUCAAAGACCAUUUGCCAGGGCACACGGGUUUGGCGUUUCAAUUUUUUCCAGCCACUUUGUGGAAAACAAUUGCGGAACCCCAACUGCAUAUGAAAGUGAAUAGGGCGAAUCUGAAGGCCGGCAACAUACUUCUAUUGGUAGCCUGGCUCAUGCUGCCGCCGAAUCAAACACGUCGCUUUGGGAACGACGUCUUCGUGGAGCUGGCUUUUUAUGAAGAAGGCGCGCAAUUGCCACGCGCUCUAGUCAACAAUAUGACACUUGAUCUCAAAAUGGAAUUGGGAUACCGUCUCAGCGAAGCACAGAACACCGGUGAUCAACUUGCAUCCAUGCUGAGGGUGGUUGGCCUGGACCAUGAGUUUUUGUGUGAUGUCCCAGCAUACCGACAGCUCUAUACCAUGUGUAGCAACCACCUGCAGACCAUGUUCGCAGCCGCGCCCCUGCUUGCGCCAGUGUGGGUGAACGAACAAGGGCCUGCAAGGCGCUUGGAGGAACAUUCGGCAACUGAUAAAAUUCUGGCAUCGCUCAUUGCCUUCUUCGACGAACAUCGCCAUGUGAUCCACACCCUGCAAGAAUUCAUGGGGCAUAACAGGGUUACAGCUGCCUUUGAAAGCUUGGAUGCAGAACAUCGUGAACUUGCGCGGCAGAUGGCACACUAUAGCAACAGCUUUGCUGGGCGGCUUCUCAAACCUUGUCCAGCAUGUGGUCUGCCUACGCCCGGGCCAUAUCCAUGUCCUUGCCGGAGUCCCGCAGUGGCCCCGCCUGUUCCGUUCAGCGCUGAAAGCUGGGCGGUUGAAAAAAUUGAAGCGUCAUCACCGCAAUGGCAAACGUUUAUGCGUGGCUCUAUGCAAACUGCGCUGAGCACAGGGCAAGAGGCACACCUAGAAGCUGAGGCAAUCGCAGCCGACAUUGCUGCCCUUGUGGAUGUUAUCGCCGAGCUCAGCAAAGACGCCGUGGCAUACCUGCAUGCAUUGGAUCCAACAGGUGCAUUCAGCUUGAGCUCUGCGGCACCAAGCAAGCACGCAGACGUCGAAGAAGCCCCUGCAGCACCAGAACAAGGAGCCCUAGAACCAAAAGUGGGCGAACGCAUCAUGGUGUUGCGUCAGCCCUGGCUAAAUGCCAUCUUGGACGGAACCAAGACCAUGGAAAUUAGGUGCCGCAAGCAUCGUGCAGGCCAAGUGUGGCUGGGCAGUGGUGGCACAAUUCACGGGCGCGUCCGUAUAAUGGAUGUGGUGCAGCUCAGCGAGGAGGAUUUCAGGGCGCGUGCGGCAGAACAUCUUUGGCCGGCAGACGCAGCAUUACCCUAUGAAAAUCUUUGGGGUCUGUUGUUGGUGGAGGUCGAGAAAGUAAACCCUCCUCUUCCCUAUUGGCGGCCCCCAUCAGCCAUUGGAUGGAACGUUUACCGUGCCUCCAAGGAGGACCUGCCCAUGAAGACCUUCAGUGCAAAGGGAACCCCCAAGAGACAGGCAGAUAAGAAGAAGAGGGCGCAAGGACCCAGGAAAGCUACCCGCGUGAGCGCAGCAGAGGGCGGCCCUUUGAUAGCAUGUGUGCGACAUUGGGGGAAUGCUGCGUCGCUCGUCUUUUCAGGAGCCGUUGCUGACACGGAGCUCUGGCAAGUACAGCUUACGGGUGGGGGUCAAAAAGCAUUCGCUUUCAAUAUCUUGGCCACUGCCAAUGAAGUGCUCUUGGAACACCCAGAUGACCGCAUUCGGAGUUUGAAAGACUUGGAGGAGGUACAGCAGCUGCGACUGGUGGAUGGCAUGCCGGCCAAAACCGGACAAAAUGACCCGGACAGCGUGGGUCUGGUAGAUUGGCAACUGGCUAUUUAUAGCGGCAAAGGAGGUGUCAACGCGGCGUUAGAUUUCAUUCACUUUGUGCUCCAGAAAAAAAUCAACAAGGGUUACCUUGGCAGCCUGCCGGCAUUGCAAGCGCGCGUGAUGGCACCUGCGGCACACCAACCCCUGCCCACCCCGUGGCAAGAGCUGAGCGACGAUUCCCUGGCCAUGCCAAUGCCAUUCAGUGCCCUACCGCCAAAGGGACGUCGCCAUGUGGUCUGUCAGCUGGACCGGCAAGAAAAGGAUGCUGAUGUUGGCUACACCAUCACCUUCUUCGGUGGCAUCUAUCACUACAAACAACGGUUUGAGAAUCAGCGUGUCCAAGGUACCCUGCUCCCUGUCGGUGCUGCCAACAAGCGCGACUAUGUACGUUACUUAGAGUUUGGUGAUGUGGACGCAGCCGCCAUGCAACGUAUCACUGAUGUGCUGGAAUCCGUUUUGCUGGGGCUGCCGCUUUACUUCAUCAACGGAGCUGGACCUGAUGACCCCGUGGCCACAUGGCUGCAGCUCCAGCCAUCUAUCAUCCAAGUAGAAUUGCAUCAGGAUGCAGAGGCGCCUGCAGUACCUGCCACCGCGAUUGACACAGUGUCUGUCGACGACGACUGAGUGUCUUGGGGCGGCUUGAC
This is a messenger RNA of Cladocopium goreaui, 3983 nucleotides long. NCBI's taxonomy places the organism in Eukaryota, Dinophyceae, Suessiales, Symbiodiniaceae. The record is from the annotation of a GenBank genome assembly.